CGUAGUGAUGAGACAGCACGGAGAAAGACUGGGAAAAGUUAAUCACAGACUGAAGCGAAAUCUAUAGGACGUGACCGGCAGCAAAGUUGCAGAAGCAAGGAUCAGGGCUGUUAUGAAAGUAGUGUUUUGAAUGUACAUGCGGAAAAGUUCGAUGUACACGCUAGCGACGUCUACAUUGUCAUAACGCGCGAUCGGAAUUUCAGAUGAAUAGAUCAGGUGCUAUUAUUUUUUGGUCCGUUCAAGAUCCGGGGCUAUUCAUAACGACGCCAAUGCAUUCAAGCAAAGGAAAUGUGUAACAUUCCUGAAACAAAGAAUAACUGUACGGUCUUUCCAUUUGUAGUAAAAUGGACAAAGUGGGGGCGACUCUGCCACACAAUGAUGUAGAACAUACAGCCGUUACCGGCACAUUUGGAGUAGUCCGGGAGAAGCUCCAAUCAGAGCUAAGAGAGAGGUAUGCGUCAUUAUGUGACAGAACUCCAUCAGGACAGGGGAGGCAGAAGCUCCCCCUUACACAGGCCUAUGUGGACCGCCUCAUCACUGAGGGGGACGUCCAAUGGCACGAUGACAGGCACGCUGCCGUGCGCCCGGUUAGGCCGCCUUCUGACAUGCCCACUGCAAGUGAGGAAGUGACGAUCAAGCUUGACGACAUCUUCACGCAAUCUCUCACUCCUGAUCUACCUCAAGUUAAAACCGUCCUGACGAAAGGACCUGCGGGCUCAGGAAAGACUACUUGCGUUCAGAAGUUUGUUUUGAACUGGGCAGAGGGCAGAGCCAAUCAGGAUGUCGACUUCGUAUUUGUCUUUCCCUUCUGUGAACUGAACUGGCUGAGAGACCAGAGCCUCAGUCUGAGUGGUCUCAUACGGCACUUCCACCCAUCCGUGAUGUCAGAGAGCGAGACCCUCAGCCUGGACCUGAACCAGUCCAAGGUGUUUUUCAUCUUGGACGGUUUGGACCAAUUCCACCUCCCUAUGGACUUCGAAAACAUGUCAGCAGAGUGUGACAUCUUUAAAGAAAUGCCUUUGCCUGUUCUGCUGGCGAAUCUCAUCUGGUGUCAACUGCUUCUUCCAUCCACCUACGUCUGGGUGACCUCCAGGCCGGCUGCCGCCACUCUCAUCCCUUUCAACGUCCUCCCCCAACACAAAUGCUUGACAGAGAUCCGGGGAUUCGACGACUCCCAGAAGAGGAUGUUCUUCAAGCUGAGGUUCGCCGACGAGGGUCAGGUGUGCAAAGCUACUGCCCGAGUCAUGAAAGCUGUCGCCUUGGAGUCAACGAGGAACCUCUGCGUCCUGUGCCAGACGCCUUUGUGUUGUGAGAUGUUGGCGGCCAUUAUGGAAAGCACAGAGGAUGGAGAGAGUCUCGAGAUGGAUACUCAAACGCAACUUUACACUCAUUUUUUGCUAAUUCAAAUUGGUUUAGCGGGAAAAGACGAACAUGGAGUACGCUCAGAAACUAUCAGAGAGGAUGUUCGUAAACUGGGGAAGCUGGCUUUUCUACAACUGGAGAAAGGAAGCCUCAUAUUCAGCGGAAGCAAUUUGAAGGAAUGUGGAGUUGACAUCGCAGAAAGUUCUGCAUUCCAGGGGUUGUGUCGGCCACUUAUUACAGGGUGUGAGACCUACCCAGAGAAAAUGUACAGCUUCGCUUACACAGGAGUUCAAGACUACCUUGCUGCUCUGCAUGUGUUUUCUUCCUAUGCAAUCAAAAGGAGAAACCUGCUACUCAACCCAGAUACACUAUUUGAUUGGUUAAAAGGGACUUUUAGGAGAGCAACGCUUUCCGACCUCCACAAAUGCUCCGUGGACAUGGUUUUGCGGAACACGCAUGGAAAGUACAACCUCUUCCUUUGCUUUCUCCUUGGUCUCUCAUCGACGCCCAAUCAGACCGUCUUAGACCUAGCGUGCCCUAGGAGAAGUUCAAAAGUGACAGGCUUCAAACGAGCUGCAGAGGCCACUGUAGAGCUCAUAAAGCAGGAGAUUAAGGAUGAGACUUACCCCCAGACCACACUGACACUCCUCCUCGGUCUGCGGGAGCUGAGGGAAGCCUCGCUGGGCAGAGAGGUCCGCCGUUACCUGUCCUCAGUGUCCCGCUGGGGGUUUCUGUUGGAGCCCGACCAGUGCUGGGAGCUAGCGUACAUGCUUUGGGCAGGGGGGGAACUGGAGCGGGAGGUGUUCAGGGAGAAGGAACGGUUGAGUUGGACAUGCCGGAUGAGCAUGUGGGGCUUUUGGAGGAUGCAGACCGUAUUGGGAGACAGACACUGGCAGAUCGAAUAGAAAUAUCAUCCCCACUGUAUGUGUCUACUAGAGAGACUUCCUUACAGAGUACUGCCACAUUGAACGAAUUGAAGGAAGUUUAAAAAAGUUUCUUUAGACAACAACAAACACCAUUUGUAGCCUGUAGAAUUACUGUCUACAGAGUGUUUUACUGACGUUAAUACUGUUUAGUAAUGUUUGUCUAUUAGACAUUCAGUUACUGCAUGUAAAUGCAUCCUUAUGCUCAUUAGACAUUCAGGUUAAUGAGGAGCUAACGUGACUGCCCUAUAAUGUGUGAUGGAAGUUUAUUAUACAUUUUAAUGUAGAUUCUGCAUUACUCAACUGCUUAAUAUCUAGCAUCCAUGGCUGUGUUGUAGGGACAAUUGGGUUGUUUGCAUAACAUUUUCCUAAAAACAUUUGCAUAUAUUCUUUGUGUUUCCCAUGUCAUUCUUAGUCUGGUUAGAAUUGUGACUGAAAUACUGACACGUUGACACAUAAAUAAAUCAAUAAAUUGGUUAUUCAAACAAACAGACUUUUUUCGCUUAGUGGUUUGGACCGAUUUGGAACUUACAUGGCAGAAGUCAGAGCACAUUUGAGUGUGUUCAAAGUGCCAAAGGACUCCAGGUAGAAGUCCUUUGCCAUGUCAUUUUCCCAUUUGCGAGAUACUUUCUUCACUGCUGCCACCCUGAACAAUCGUAGGGCGGUACCAGCACUUUAAGGUCCGAAUAGGAGCGGCAGUGGAGUGAAGUGAACUGGGGCUUCAUGGUGCCGUGACAGGUCCGGAUGGUCAGGUCAAAGCCGGCACAGCAUUAUAAAUCAUUGUUUAAAAAAGCUAAGGGAGGCUAAACAGCAUUUGAAACCAUUUUUGACACUGAUAAGGGAGGC
This is a messenger RNA of Esox lucius (northern pike), 3131 nucleotides long. Its product is annotated as protein NLRC3. Bases 345 to 2267 code for a protein of 640 amino acids. The transcript is spliced from 4 exons. Lineage: Eukaryota; Metazoa; Chordata; Actinopteri; Esociformes; Esocidae. The record is from RefSeq and is a predicted model, not a curated record.